This is a messenger RNA of Malaclemys terrapin pileata, 1753 nucleotides long. It is a transcript of the gene SMYD5, whose product is annotated as SMYD family member 5. Lineage: Eukaryota; Metazoa; Chordata; Testudines; Emydidae. The record is from RefSeq and is a predicted model, not a curated record. Gene Ontology annotation, molecular function: protein binding; histone H4K20 methyltransferase activity. The transcript has 13 exons. Bases 13 to 1263 code for a protein of 416 amino acids.
AGGGCGCCCAAGAUGGCCGCCUCCACGGGUGACUUGUUCUGCUUCUGUGCGGCUCCCGCGGGCCCGGCCCGGGCCAGGGUGGAAGUGAGAUUCAUCAGCAGCCUCAAGGGAAAAGGCUUAUUUGCCACUAGGAAUAUCCAUAAAGGGGAAACGAUCUUCGUGGAGAAGCCUGUGGUGUCAUCCCAGUUCCUCUGGAACGCGCUGUACAGAUAUAAAGCCUGCGACCACUGCCUGCGGGCCUUGGAGACGGCAGAAGAGAACGCGCAGAGGCUGCUGGGGAAAAGCUGUCGGAUCCUGCCUCACCCAGAGCAGUGCAGCAUCCGGAAGGAUUUGCAUCAGCACUGCCCCCUUUGCCAGGUUGCGUAUUGCAGUGCUGAAUGCAGGCAAUCUGCCUUUGAGCAAUACCACCAGGUGCUGUGCCUGGGCCCCUCCCGAGAGGACCCCAAACAUCCCCUCAACAAACUGCAGGACGCCUGGAGAAACAUCCAUUACCCACCGGAGACUUCCAGCAUCAUGCUGCUGGCGAGGAUGGUAGCCACCGUCAAACAGGCGAAGGACAAGGACUGGUGGAUAAAGCUUUUCUCUCAGUUCUGCAGCAAAACGGCCAACGAAGAAGAGGAGAUCGUCCACAAGCUGCUGGGGGACAAAUUUAAGGGCCAGCUAGAGCUCCUCCGGCGGCUCUUCACGGAAGCCCUUUACGAAGAACAUCUCAGCAGGUGGUUUACUCCAGAAGGGUUCCGAUCGCUGUUUGCCCUGGUUGGGACCAAUGGCCAAGGCAUAGGAACAAGUUCCCUGAGCCAGUGGGUCCAUGCCUGCGAUGUGUUAGAGCUUCCCCCGCACGAGCGAGAGCAGCUAGACGCCUUCAUAGACCAACUCUAUAAGGAUAUCGAGAAAGAGACCGGAGAGUUCUUGAACUGCGAGGGAUCUGGCCUGUACGUGCUCCAGAGCUGCUGUAACCACAGCUGCAUCCCCAACGCUGAGACAUCCUUCCCGGAUAACAACUUCCUCCUGCACCUCGUCGCCCUGGAGGAGAUCAAGCCGGGCGAGGAAAUCUGCAUUAGCUAUUUAGACUGCUGCCAGCGGGAGCGGAGCAGACACAGCCGCCACAAGAUACUCAGGGAACACUACCUGUUCACCUGCUCCUGCCCCAAGUGCCUGGCUCAAGCCGACGACGCCAACCUGACUUCGGAGGAGGAGGAGGAGCUGGAGGGCGAAGGAGAGACGGACGACGCGGAGCUGGAGGAUGAGAUGACGGACGUUUGAUCCUGGGCCUGGGGAUGGGGUUCGGCUUUGUACCGGAGACGGGACCGCGGGGAGGGACUGUGCCUGUGUUGGCCAAGGCUGGCGCGGCGGCAGGGAGAGAGCAUGUUAAGGUUUGGCUAGGUUGGGCAGUGGAGGAAGCGGGGAUCUUCCCUGCUCCUCACCAUCCUUCUGGGGGGUGUGUCUGUGGUCCCGGGGUCCCCUCUCUCUAGGUAAUGGCUCCACUUGUCCCAACCACUCAGAUAUCCGCGCACACAGACAUCACCUUGGUCUUGUUUGUAUCUGAUCCUGCACACAGAGCAAUACGCCGGGGGGGAGGGGAGACGACGCAUGCAGGGAAAGUCCCCGGCUCGUCUGAGCACAGCGCAUAAACCUUAAAGUUACUCUUGUUCCUGACGCUGGGCGAACAACCAGCUACGUCGGGGCUUCCUCUGAUGUCAAUAUCUAAGUGAUCUGAGAACUUGGAGAGCGGAGACUGGGGGAUUUGGGCAUG